Nothoprocta perdicaria is the source of this 1134-nucleotide messenger RNA. It is a transcript of the gene ACKR2, whose product is annotated as atypical chemokine receptor 2. Gene Ontology annotation, molecular function: chemokine receptor activity. NCBI's taxonomy places the organism in Eukaryota, Metazoa, Chordata, Aves, Tinamiformes, Tinamidae. Gene Ontology annotation, cellular component: membrane. The transcript has a single exon. The annotation marks the transcript as partial. Gene Ontology annotation, biological process: chemotaxis; immune response; G protein-coupled receptor signaling pathway. The record is from RefSeq and is a predicted model, not a curated record.
UUUUCUUUCCCAGGAAGCCACUUGUCAAAUGUGGCUUCAGAGGUGGCAACAACACCCAUAGGGACCUUGCUGGAUGCUGGAGAUUAUCCUGCAAAUUCGAGCGACUACUCCUACGAGUAUUUGGACGAGGCAGAUUACAUGCUGUACAGCCCGUGCACAAAGGAAAAAGUACUAUCCUUUGUCAGAGUUUUCUUGCCAGCAUUUUACACUGUGGUUUUCCUGGUCGGUUUGGUUGGGAAUGGCCUCCUGUUCAUCGUCCUGAUUAUGUACAUCAGGAAGAAAAAGAAGAUGAUAGAGGUCUACCUGCUGAACCUGGUGGUUUCAGACUUCCUUCUCCUACUAACCCUUCCUCUUUGGGCCCUACAUAUUUCUCAGUGGAUGACCUCGUUGUGCCCACUCUUAAACACCAUGUACACUGUGAAUUUCUACAGUGGUGUCUUUUUUGUGAGCUGCAUGAGUCUGGACAUGUAUCUGCGGAUAGUCCAUGCUUGCUCUCCUAAUAACUCAAUGACACAGAGGAAGUCCGUCCUUAUUUUGUCAAUGGUUUGGAUUAUUUCCAUACUUCUCUCUGUUCCUGAUGGCAUCUUCACUGACGUCAAGCGCAUCCACAACACAACUGUCAUGUGCACUCAUGAUUAUGGUCAGAAACACCUAUUUUGGAAAGUCAUUUUUCAGGCCAUCCAAAACAUCCUCGGCUUCCUUAUUCCAUUCCUCUUCAUGUUGUUCUGCUAUUCCCGUAUAGUGUGCGUCCUCACCACUUCACCCAUCCCUGGAUCAAGAAGAGCACUCGGCUUAGUCUUUAUUCUAGUGGGUGUUUUCUUUCUUCUGUGGUCCCCUUACAACAUUGUCCUCAUCCUUCACUCCCUGCAAGACGUCGGUGUGAUCAGAAACUGUGAAACGGGCAGGCAGUUGGACUAUGCCAUGCAGAUUACGGAGAGUUUGUCCUUAAUCCAUUGCUGCCUCAACCCUUUGCUCUAUGCUUUUGUGAAGAAAAGAUUUAGGUUGUAUUUAUGGAAGAUCCCUAGGGCCAUUAUGAGAAGAAGUGGUUUCCUUGAGAUCCAGCUUUCAGAAACAAGUCACUCUUGUAGCAGAUACGCUGCUCAGAUAGAGAUGUUGAGUACCACAAAUGCGUGA